GUGGUUAUUUUAGUUAAUUAAUCUGGUUGAAGCCACUUGAAGCACAGGGACAGGGUUGAAGUCAAUCCAUCCACAGCACAGGCAACGUACAUAGAUAAUACAGUUACACUCAAUAUUUAAGAACAGUUUCAGAUGGACAGCUUACCAGAGAACAGUACUAAUGGUGGAAGUCAGUUAGAGACUUCUGAUUAUUUGCAUGGUGUAAAAUCUUCAACAUGUUUGUUGCUCCCAACAACACCAAGUCCAACUACUUUGGAUUUUCAGCAUCCUUUAUCUGAAGAACUUAUUGAGCAGCCCUUCCUUACAUUAAAUGGAGAUAAUAUUGAUAUUGCUGACACCCAAAAUGAUGCUACAGCAGGUGAUUCAAGUUCUUCGGCAGAUUCUAACUCAGUUGUCCAGGAUCCAGUUAGUGCACAAUUGAUAAACAAUAUUAGUAUGUUAGAUUAUCAAACACUGAGUAAGAAUGGGGAUCUUAUUAUUGGACAGGCAGAAGAUGUUAAACUGAAUGGGAAUUUGAAAAUUAAUAAUAGGAAACUGCCAAGCUUUGUGAACUGGAACUGGGUUGUUAUACGAAAGAUUUUACUGUGGGUAGUACUGUCUGGGCUCAUUGCUUGUCUUGCAGCUAUCAUUGGUAUGAUAAUAACUAUUCCUAAAGAAUGUAAUAUUGACCUACCAUGGUAUCAAGGAAAGGUUUUUUACGAAGUAUUUCCUGCCAGUUUUAAAGAUUCCAAUAAUGAUGGCACAGGUGAUUUUAAAGGCCUGAUAACUAAACUUGAUUAUAUACAAAAUUUAGGUGUUGCUGCUAUUCGACUUAAUUAUAUAUUUCAAGCUGAUCAUUAUCCUGAAGAUUACAAUAAUGUAACUUCUAUGUUGGACAUAGACAGGAGCUUAGGCGUACUUAAAGACUUACAGGAUCUAAUAUUUAAUAUACAUAAAAGGAACAUGUCAGUCAUACUUGAUUUACCAGUAAUUUCAAUGGCUCUUCCAAGUCUCAUUUUUAACUCCACUUCAUCUAUUAUCAUAGCAAAUAAUACUGAAGUUAACUAUUUGGAUCCAACAACUGUUGCUAUAAUUCAUUGGUCUCAAGCACAAGGAGUUGAUGGAUUUUAUUUAAAAAAAUUGGAAAAUUUUGUGAACGAACCAUAUUUUGGUAGAACUCUUCAGAUUUGGAAACAAAUUAUAGGAUUCAAUAAAAUUUUGAUUGCGAGCGAAUUGGCUUAUAGUAAAGCUACAGGUGAUGCUUUGAAUAUUCUUUUGUCAAGAAUUGAUCUCAUAGAUGUUCACAUAGAUUUAGAAGAAGAAACUGCUGGUAUUUGUGAUAAAAUCAAGAAGGUUGUGGAUGGACAAUUAUGGUCUAAGCCUCAUUAUCCUUGGGUACAUUGGAAUAUUGGUAAUGUGAACAGUGAAAGAAUAGCGACAAAACAUAUUAAUAAUACUUUAGCUUUGACAGUUUUAGAAUUCGUUCUUCCAGGAACUGUAAGUAUAUUCUACGGAGAUGAGAUAGGAUUGGGCGGUAUACCAGAUGAUGUUGAAGAAGAUUUCCAUGAACACAAAGAUAUUCAUAACUUAGUCCAAAUGGCUUUUGCUGAUAGUGAGGUGACCCCUACUAAUGUUGAAAUUCUACCAUGGAACCUAAAGUCUGUACUAAAGCCAAAUUAUGAUUUUCUUAAUGUCAUUAAAAACUUGAUUAAGGUAAGAGUGACUACUCCUACAAUUUACUUAAGAGCAAUUUUCAAGGAGGGCGUUAUGCAACCUAAUGUAGAAAUACGUCAAACGGAAGAAGAUUUGAUUGUGAUUGAGCGUUGGUACCCUCGUAGAAAUGCCUGCGUUUUUGUCGGUAAUCUAGGCAGUAAGACUAUAACAGCCGAUUUAUCUACAAUGUUCUAUGGUGGGAAAGUUAUUGCUGGCACUAAUUCUUCAUUAAUUGGUCAAGUAUUGUAUUUUGAGAAAGUGACUUUCUCGCCCAAUUCAGCAAUAAUAGUUAAAAUGGAGAAAUAAAGCCAUUCGAACGAAUUUGUAGGGAUAACAUCCUAACCAAUUCUUUAGGGCGAUGAUUACUUAUGUCAUUUUUUUUUUAAGUAUUGAAUUUGAUUAAUCUCAACUUUUAUUUAUGACUGACCAUAGAUCUGAUAAGUAUUAUUUUUUGUUUUGUUUUAAAAUUUUACUAAUGUUACUAACAUUAAAAUAACGAAUAAUACAAUCGUUUUCCUUUGAAUUUUUAUAUUUUAGUAUUGAAUAAUAUUAAGUAAUUAUUAAUAUUAAUAAAUAUUUGUACAAUUCUCAGUUCCUUAGAAAUACCAAAGAUGGUUAAAACAUUUUAUUGUUUGUUAAAAAGUAUUAUCAUAUAUUUGUACAUAAUUAUGUACAUAGUAUAUCUCGUAUAUAUAAAAUAAAAAUUUGAUGAAAAAGCUACAUUUAUUAUUUUUACAAAUAAACAUACUUUGCUGUUACAACAAAAAUUCAUAUAAAAUAAAAAAUCGAGCGAGUAUUUCAGUGUAAUAUAACUAUUAGAUGGUGUAUAACUAUUUAAAACCAUCAUCAUAAUAUAUAUUAUAUAGUAAAUGAAAUUUCGCGGACCCGAUAGCGUAGUUUAGCUCCUUUGUUUCAGGGCUUAUGAUAGUGUGUUUGAUUCCCGCUUCGGUAAACAUUCAUACAUAUAACAAGCAUUGUGUUUGAAUUAGGUCUGGGUGAUAUGUAUACGUAUAUAAGUAUGUAUGUAUGUAUCAGUCUUAGGUUUCGAUAGUCAAGGGUAUCCUAGUUUGGGACCUGUGAGGGCUGUGUGUAACUUCCCAAAUAUUUAUUAUCUUUUAAAUUCAAUAUUCCUAUUAUUAUUUUUGGGUGGUAGGUACUAAGUAUAUUGAAUGCCCACAGACCUCAAAUAAAUAUCAUUAACUGAACUUGCGGGAAAAGGACAGAGACAAAUCCCUUACCCAAAAAACUACAAAAAAUAGAAGUGCACUUGUUACUUGUGAAAUGAACUUUUCUUGUGAUUUGAUUUUAAGUCGAUUGCAUGCAGCCUCGUAACGUUUGGCGCACGAGGUAUAUAGGUAGUACACAAUCUCCUUGUUCGAAGAACUCAAACACCAAACUGCCAACACAGUUACUGUUGCUUGUUUCGUAAUUGACACGAUUAUUUUAAAUUUUACAUAAUUACGUUUCGUCAGUUUUGAUCAAACCUGGCGAUACGUGGUCGUUAUUUCAAUUAUCAUACUAUUUCACAUUAUAUAAAAUGAUAUAAGUAUUCAAAUGUAUUGUAUCGUUGGAAAAUUUAAUAUUUAUUAUCGAUUAAUUUCCUACUUCAGUUAAUUAAAUCAAGCAUAUAUCACAAGUUUUGCGAAGCAUCCCGGACAAUCCUUUUUUUUUGGUU
This is a messenger RNA of Bombyx mandarina (wild silkworm), 3367 nucleotides long. Its product is annotated as amino acid transporter heavy chain SLC3A1. The record is from RefSeq and is a predicted model, not a curated record. Gene Ontology annotation, biological process: carbohydrate metabolic process. NCBI's taxonomy places the organism in Eukaryota, Metazoa, Arthropoda, Insecta, Lepidoptera, Bombycidae.